This is a messenger RNA of Dioscorea cayenensis subsp. rotundata (Guinea yam), 2848 nucleotides long. RefSeq names its product meiosis-specific protein PAIR3. Gene Ontology annotation, biological process: meiotic cell cycle. The coding region runs from base 192 to 2705 and encodes 837 amino acids. The transcript has 11 exons. The record is from RefSeq and is a predicted model, not a curated record. NCBI's taxonomy places the organism in Eukaryota, Viridiplantae, Streptophyta, Magnoliopsida, Dioscoreales, Dioscoreaceae.
GAGGAGGAGGAGGAGGAGGUGAGAUCUUUGUUUGAAUCCCUCUGCUUCGUUUUCUGAUGAUCAUUAGGAGCUUCGUGCUGUGUCUGAUCUUGAUUCAUCGAGGAAUGUCUGAGAUCUGUUGCCUUGGUUUCUUUUGCCCGGUUGUAGGUGAAAAUUGUUGAACCCUACUGGAGAUAUCUGAAGCUACAAUAAUGGAAAUUGAGGCCCAAAAGAUUCAAAAUGGUCGGAGAAAUGAUUGCCAGAGCUUGAGUGGAAGUCAAUAUCAAUCAGGUCGAUUUCCUAAGGUCUCCAUUGGUAUCACAGUUGAUAAAAGCCAAAAGAUUGGAUCAGAUCAUGCAGGAAAUGAACAUUGGGGUGCAUUACCUUCAUUGAGAAGAACCUCUUUAUCUCAGGAUAAAGUAAUUGAACAAAGGAAUAUAUCUGCAACUAUGGGAAUUGCAGAAGAAAUACAAGUGGAAAAUGAAAAACAGACGUUUGAGUUCCGCCCAAAACUUAUUCCAGCACUGCAGCCAGAGGAAGGUGCACGAAAGAAAUCAGAUGUCGUAUACGAGAAAAGUGAUUCUGGAAACACUAGGAGGGUGGAAGGCACUACGUCUUCUGCAAAACAGAAAAUGCAUGUUGUAGAUGAAAGAGCCACUGAGAAGUCUGAAAAAGUGGGUAGCUGCAAUACUGAAGCUCUGAGAAUGAAGCUCUGGGAGAUUCUGGGUGUUGCUUCUGAGGACAAGCGGAUUUCUAAUUCAUCAAGUCCUGAUGAUUCCUCCAAGCAUUCAAACAUAGAUCCAAAAGAUAAAUCUCAGAUGGCUGAAGCUGCCAAGCACAAGAACUCAGAUACAAUCGAGGAUGACACAGAAAGUCCCGAUCAAACCAAGCAAAGACCUCUCGGUCGUUCUCUGACCAGAAAGAAAGCCGCUACUAGAACAGUUCCCAAAAUGCAGCACGAUGUUAACGGCAGAAGGAAGUUAUUAUCCUCCCCCAGUCCUGUUAUGAAGCUGAAAUUUCAAAAGAAUAUCUUUUCCUUUGAUAAAUGUGAAGGCAGAGCAAGGAGCUCAGAGCGUGCUAUCAAAGGUCAGUCAUCCUCCUCUAACAGAAAGAAAUCUGAACGGAGGAAAGCUGGAUUUGAGCCACAGAAGAAAGUGUUUCCUCAACUAUCACAUCCAGAGGAGCCUUCGCAGACCAAUGAUAAGCAACAAAUGGUCAAGGCAGCUUCUAGAGCAACAUCAGGGAGUAAGAAUGCAGGAGACCCUCCUUGUCGUCCUUGUCAAUCAAAGGACUCCUCACGAACAUAUGAAACUAGAAAAUCAACCCAAACCUUACAAAAGUCAAAUAAAGUUCUAAAGGACAAUCAGGCUUCACAUGCAGACACUAGAGAAAAUGUCAAUAGUAAAGAGAUUCAUGAAAAUGCUGAUAAUAUGUCUCUGAAAACAAAAACAUGCCCAUUUAAAGGCUUGAAUAGUCCGUCUGUAGCGAGGGAUCAAAAUUCGCAUACGAAGCCAACAAGUCCACCACGGACGAGGAAUACAGACCGAGUGGAUGAUUUUCAAAGUCCUAUGUCUCCAAAAGCGAAGACGAGUUCACUUGAAGGUUUGAAGAUUCCAUCGGUGCCAAGGAAUGAUAACUCACAGAUGAUGCCAACGAGUCCAUCACCAUGGAUGAUGAAUGCAGACCCAGUGGAUGAUCUUCAAAGUCCAACCCUUGCCAUGGAUGGGACACCACCAUUAUCAACAAGUAAAACACCAGAUAAUGAACCAUUUAAUUCAGGUCAAGCUCGGCCACAAAUUUUUGGGAGGAGACUAUUUAGUUCAAGAAGUUCAGAUGACUCCAGACAGUCCGGCAGAUCAGACAUGCAUACAGAAUCCUCUGAUAACAGUGGAGAAACUGUUGGGCAUGCUGCAGAAGAGAAGGAAACGGAGAGACAGUUCUCUGUAUCUCCAACAGAACAGCGGGACGGUUGGAGCUUUGAAGCAAGCGUAGCAGCCAAUAAAGGUUUCAAACAUAUGGAUGGAAGUUCUGGGAGUGCUAGUGGCACCAAGAAAUAUCCAUUUUCCCUCCGUCGCUCAAAAAGGUUUUAUAGCCUUGAAGACUUAACGAUUGGCAAAAUUGAACCGUCCUCACCAGCUCCAAGUGCACCUUCCAGAACAAAUGAAACCACAGUAGGCAUUAAAGCUUCGGAUUUAUAUCCAGAAGACAGCCUCGCAAGGGAAACUAUCCAGUUGGCAUUGGUCUUAGAAAAAUUUAAGGCUAAGAUAAAAUCUCACACAAGCAAGAAAAGUUCCCAAAUACUUAUGUCUGCUGCUGACAAAUUGUUUGUAAAGCUGCAGGACGUCGAGUCUGAGAUACAGACAGAUUUAGUGAAAUUUGCUGGUGUCACCAAACUCAAGAGGAAACAUUUAGAGGCCAGAUAUAAAGAGCAACAGGAUCAGCUGAGGAUCGUGCAUGAUAAGUUCAAAGAGGAUGUCAAUCAGCACCUCCUGGACUACAAGAAUACCAUCGGGGAGUUCAAAGCUGAUCAAAUGGAGCUUAAAACGAGCUUGGAGAGACAAAAAGCAUCACACAAAAAGCUUCUUCUGCAAGUUGAAGAUCAAAUGAAGGUUCAACUACAUGAUGCUGAAACAAGCAUUUUAGAAGUCCACAAGGAAGCAAGGAAAAAGAUGAAAGACUUAAAACACGUUCUGAGAGAGUUUGUUCAGGAAGGCAUCUUCAGUUGAUUAUCAUGGCAAGCAAAGAUGAUCUUUUAAGGAUGAUAAUUGACAGUUGUGAAUGCAAAGGAAGGCGGGUAAUGCUUCUCGAAACCAAGUAAUAUAAUAGUCUUAACUACAAUUCAUGAGCAUAACAUGAGGAUUACUAACCG